This is a messenger RNA of Cricetulus griseus (Chinese hamster), 666 nucleotides long. The record is from RefSeq and is a predicted model, not a curated record. Lineage: Eukaryota; Metazoa; Chordata; Mammalia; Rodentia; Cricetidae.
AUGGAGAACAGAGAGUUGACGAGGGUAGACCACGUAGAACCCUUGGUUGUUGAUGUCAUGGUGGCCAUUGAUGCUGUCAAAGACCUCAUUGAUCCCAAGGGUACACAGUGCAUGUACUUCUUGCUAGCAGGCAUAGCUAACAGCCUCCUCAUUGCCUUUGCAUUGUCUGGUGCUACAAGGUGCUUUCUGGUCCCUGAGGUUUUGAGUUCUCGAGUCCACAAUCCUCUUCUCUGCCUCCCACUAAUCAAAAUACCUCAAGAAUACUUAAAACUCCCUGAAACUGUUGUGGUGCAGAACCUUUUGAUGUGUGGCAUCUUAUUCUACACCGUUUACUACCUGUCACUGAGCAUGUGCUGCCUGACACUCAAGGUCUGGGAACUGGAUGUCCUGGCACCAUUUGACUUCAAAACACACCCUUCAUGGCUCAACACCAAUUAUAAAAUUCUUUUAGUCUCAACAGAAGUCACCUACUUUGUUUGUGGAUUGCUUUUUGCUCAGAUUGUAGAAGAAUGGGUUUGGGAUUAUGCGAUUUCCGUGACCAUUCUUCAUGUAAUCAUCACAUCAGCUGUUACAUUGGAGUUCCCCUUGACGUCACAUUGGUGGGCUGCGUUAGGUACAGGAAUGGCUUGUGUAGAUCCUCUAAUGAGCAAAAACAAUGUUAAGUAG